Messenger RNA from Linum tenue, 1683 nucleotides. NCBI's taxonomy places the organism in Eukaryota, Viridiplantae, Streptophyta, Magnoliopsida, Malpighiales, Linaceae. The record is from the annotation of a GenBank genome assembly.
AUGAGCGACUCGUCGAAAUCGAUCCAUGAGGAACAGCAGCUGGAAACUCCUCUACUCGUCGAAGAUCGUCGUCAUCGUCCUGAUCAGGACGAUGACGACACGACGACCACCACCACCACGACGUGGCAAGCAGAGCUGGUGCGGGAGCUGAAGAGGCAGAUGAAGGUGGCCGGGCCGUUGGUGGUGGUGAGCUUCCUGCAGUACAGCUUGCAGCUGAUAUCGGUCAUGUUCGUCGGACGGCUGGGUCAGCUCGCUCUCUCCUCCGCUUCCAUGGCGACUUCCUUCGCCGGAGUCACCGGAUUUGGCUUCAUGAUGGGGAUGGGCGGCGCGCUGGAGACACUAUGCGGACAGGCCUACGGAUCGGCCCAACACCACCACCUCCUGGGCCUCCAUCUCCAGCGAGCCCUCAUAAUAACGACAAUCCUCUCCGUCCCGAUCUCUCUCCUGUGGGCCUAUACCGCGCGGAUCUUCCUCUUCCUGGGCCAGGACCCGCAGAUCUCGCGCGGGGCCGGCCUCUACGCCCGCUUCCUCAUCCCCAGCAUUUUGCCUUACGGCUUCCUCCAGUGCCAGCUCAGGUUCCUGCAGGCCCAGAACCUGGUCUCCCCCUUGAUCCUCAGCACGGGCCUCGCCACCGUCUUCCACGUGGGCCUCUGCUGGGCCCUCAUUUUCCGGCUCGGGUUCGGCAACGAAGGGGCCGCGCUUUCUGUUGCGGUGUCGUACUGGGUCAACGUCGUCGUUUUGGGGGUGUAUAUUGGGUUCUCGCCUAGUUGUCGGAUGACGUGGACUGGCUUCUCCUGGGAUGGCGUUAGGGGUCUUUGUGGGUUUCUCAGGCUUGGUGUCCCCUCUGCUCUCAUGGUCUGAUGCAGCCUGGAGUUGUGGUCGUACGAGUUUCUAGUGUUCAUGUCGGGACUCCUCCCCAAUCCCAUGCUCGAAACGUCCAUGAUGUCCCUCAGCAUAAGCACGACGUCGGUAGCAUUCAGGAUUUCCUUCGGACUCGGCAGUGCAGUCAGCACCAGGGUGUCAAAUGAGCUGGGUGCUGGGCGGCAGAACGCGGCUCUGGUGGCGGUGAGGGCGGGAACUUUCCUGUCAAUGGCGCAGGGCCUCUGCCUCAGCCUCAUUCUGAUCUCGGUGCGCGACGUCUGGGGUUUCCUCUACACCAACGACCAACAGUUGGCCGCCUACAUGGCCAGAGUCAUCCCUGUACUCGCCCUCUCCAACUUCAUGGACGCAAUGCAGGCCGUUUUCUCAGGUGUUGCGAGAGGGUGCGGGUGGCAGGUGAUCGGAACUUAUGUUAACCUGGGAGCUUACUACCUGGCCGGCCUCCCUGCAGCCAUGGUUUUGGCCUUCGUUUUCGGUUUCCGCGGAAUGGUACAGUACUGGUUUGUGGAUGGGUAUUAUCUGCGGGAGUUCUUUACAAGCCUGUCUGCUAUUCGCCAUUACCAUGAACACAAACUGGGGAAAACAAGUACUCAUUACCCAUAUUUUUAUCAUAUACUUCCUUGCCUUUCAGUCAAUUCUCUGCUCUGCUUGAAUGCUGCUGGUAUUGUUUUUGUCCUGAACAUUUCCUUGGGUCCGUCCUUUUUUUCCCCAUUCUGGACCUUACAGGUAAAGAAGGCCAAAGAGAGGCUGUACGCUUCAAGUUAUUUGUCAACAGAGACGACUGGUGCAGCCACAAUACCUUAG